AUGGCCUCCUUCCUUCUGCUGCUGCUGCUGCUGCUGGCAGCUGGAGGGACCGUCGCUGGCAUAGAGGUGAUCAACUACACCCCCCAUGUCUCCGACCAGCAAUUGGAAGGGAAACUCACACAAAGCACCUUCGCCCUGGCACUACCCCGCUGCGUUUUUGACCGAUUUGCCAAUGGCUCAGACAGUAUCUGGUUGGCGGUUACGUACGCAAACGCCACAGCCAGCUUCAAGAACCCCAAAACCCCUCAAGAGAUCCCGCCAUACGAAGCUCUGUUCACUACUCACAGCUACAUGACCAUGAAGUCCACCGUCUCCCAGUACCCCUGCAAAGGCGGUAAUCCCAAUACCGUCCUCCGCGUAGGAGGCGAAUCGUCUUGCAAGAACGACGACACCCAGACCAGCUGCAAUGGGCCGCUGCCUUCUCCUGCCUCUUUCAGAGUGAAAUUCCUCGUCAUGGAUUCCAAAGGACCCAAAGCUGAAACAAGGUGGUCUGCUCAAAUUACGUUGAAAAAAGCUGAAGCGUGGAAGACAGUGGAUACCUGGCCUGGACGUCGCAGUGGGGACAUGAUCGUCAUCACCGUGAUUCUCUCUGCCCUUUGUGGGGUUGUCACCAUCGGCUUCCUCAGCACCGUCAGCUAUGAAUGCUUCAAGCUUUGCCGCCCAGGCCCACCAGAAAACCAAGAGGAGCCACCGCGCCAAGACCCCUUCCAAGGCAGCCGCUAUGAUACGCACCACAUCCCUCCUGCCCCCCCUGCGCCUCCCCCUCCCCCUCCCAUGGACAUGCCAAGUCCCCACCACAUCAGCACUGCUUCCUAGAGGCCCCCCCCCCCCCGUUG
This is a messenger RNA of Lacerta agilis (Sand lizard), 836 nucleotides long. It is a transcript of the gene UPK3B, whose product is annotated as uroplakin 3B. The coding region runs from base 1 to 816 and encodes 271 amino acids. The transcript has 6 exons. Lineage: Eukaryota; Metazoa; Chordata; Lepidosauria; Squamata; Lacertidae. The record is from RefSeq and is a predicted model, not a curated record.